This is a messenger RNA of Cuscuta epithymum, 750 nucleotides long. Lineage: Eukaryota; Viridiplantae; Streptophyta; Magnoliopsida; Solanales; Convolvulaceae. The record is from the annotation of a GenBank genome assembly.
GUUUUCUUCCAUCUACUCCCCGAAACGAAAGGUCAUGGAUGAAGACGAAACUGAUUUUUCUCCGUCUACUCCUCCACGAGUUACAACCUUCUCUUUGGUGGAUCCGAUUACUCCCCUGCGAGAUACUAUCUCCUGUUUGGUGGUUCCAGAUACUCCGCCACAUGUUCUUCUGGAAAGAGAGAAAGAGUUUGACGAUCAUAACUUCUUGCCAUCUAAUUUUGUGGUGAAGAAGGUAUCACGGAAGUUAGCAAUGAAGAAGGACAGAGUAUACAAUCCAACAUUCGGAUUCCAGACACCUGUCUUCAUGGAUAUUUUACGAAUCUGGUUUCCAAUUUGUUUUGGAGAGAAGGGAUAUGGUGAAAGAGAGAAAAAGGAUGAAAAGAUUUCUGUGUCUGGAUCUAAAUCAUCAUCCCCAAAUGCUCCUUCGGCUUCUAGUUGAAGAAGCUCUGCUAUGGAAAUUUCCUCCUCCAUUAUGGAUGUGCAGCAGUGAUUUUGUUUUUUGUGUGCAGACUGCUAGGCUUUAUUUUUUGUUUUAUGGUUGAACAUGGUGGAAACUGAUGAUGGUGGCUCUAUAUGUACGCUGAAACGUAAUUGGAGGGAAACUAAAAUUUUUGGACUCAUAUUCUCUCCCUCCGCAAGUGGACUUGAUAAUUUAGUAGUACAUGUACGGUUGUAUGUGGAUGUAAAGAAAAGUCAUGUACUGUUGUUAACAUUAUUAACAUGUGGAUGUAAUGAAAACUUUGAUUGAUA